Messenger RNA from Carica papaya (papaya), 336 nucleotides. Lineage: Eukaryota; Viridiplantae; Streptophyta; Magnoliopsida; Brassicales; Caricaceae. The record is from RefSeq and is a predicted model, not a curated record.
GCUGAUGUGGAUGGGAAUGGAGUUUUGGAUUAUGGAGAGUUUGUGAAAUUCAUAAUUCACUGGCAGAAGAUGGAGAAUGAUGAACAUUUCCGCAGAGCAUUUAUGUUUUUUGAUAAAGAUGGUAGUGGAUAUAUUGAGUUAGCUGAGCUACGGGAAGCUUUGGCCGAUGAGUCAGGUGAAGAGGAUGAUGCUGUCCUGAAUGUGAUCGUGAGAGAAGUAGAGACAGACAAGGGUUUUGACUCUUACUAUCCCUUAAUUUCACUUAACUUUGUGUCAACUAUUCCAUCAAUGCAGAUAAAGAGUUGGUUCUUUGAAAUUACGAUACUCACCACAUGA